Messenger RNA from Hypoxylon trugodes, 1608 nucleotides. RefSeq names its product MFS general substrate transporter. The record is from RefSeq and is a predicted model, not a curated record. The coding region runs from base 1 to 1608 and encodes 535 amino acids. NCBI's taxonomy places the organism in Eukaryota, Fungi, Ascomycota, Sordariomycetes, Xylariales, Hypoxylaceae. The transcript has 9 exons. Gene Ontology annotation, biological process: transmembrane transport. Gene Ontology annotation, molecular function: transmembrane transporter activity.
AUGGUCAUGAACUCUGAUUUAAUUCCUCAGCCCGAGUACGUUACUGGAUUCAAGCUUAUUCUUGUCGUUUCCGGUGCAGCGCUGGCAUGUUUCCUCAUGCUAGUCGACACCAUGGUGAUUAGCACGGCUAUUCCUCGCAUCACCGAUGAAUUCCAUUCGCUUGCCGAUGUCGGUUGGUAUGCAAGCGCCUAUCAGUUUGGCAUUGCAGCUCCUCAGCCUUUGGUAGGCAAAAUCUAUACACACUUCAGAACCAAGUGGACUUUUCUCCUAUUCUUCGGUAUCUUCGAACUUGGCUCUGUAUUGUGCGGCGCGGCGGUCUCAUCUAUUAUGCUAAUUGUUGGCCGAGCCGUUGCCGGUCUUGGGGCUGCUGGGAUAAUCAAUGGUGCCAUCACCAUCGUGUCCAGCUGCGCGCCGUUAGAAAGGCGCCCUGCUCUCCUAGGAAUUACCAUGGGAUUACAACAGUUAGGACUCGUCAUCGGCCCCCUGAUCGGAGGCGCAUUUACCACAUAUAGCACGUGGCGAUGGUCAUUCUAUAUAAAUCUACCUAUUGGUGCUGUUAUGGUCCUCCUCAUCCUCCUUGUUCAUAUUCCGGAGCAGGCACAUAAGGGAAGCUUCCUUUCCGUCAUUCCGCAACUACAUCGCCACCUGGACUUGAUCGGCUUCGCUCUAUUCGCCCCAGCCGUGAUACAGCUCCUUCUUGCCUUGCAAUACGGGGGAAACGAAUUCGACUGGAACUCGCCUCAGGUGAUAGGACUUUUCUGUGGUGCUUGUGCAACCUGCUUGGUGUGGUUUUUCUGGAACUAUCGCAAAGGUGACGCUGCCCUCCUUCCCGCAUCUAUGAUCCGUCGACGAACCGUUUGGUCAGCAACCAUGUUCAACGCAUUCCAGAUGGUGGGCAUCUACGGGCUGUUCUACUACCUACCUAUAUAUUUCCAAGCCAUCUACAACACUUCGGCUAUCCUGAGUGGGGUCUAUAUUAUACCAAUGAUACUACCUCAGCUUUUGACAGCUGGUCUCACUGGUGCUGUCUUGCAGAAGAUGGGUUACGUGAUUCCAAUCGCCACUUUUUCCCUUGUUCUCUCAUCGAUAGGUACUGGCCUUAUGUCCACGUUGCAGGCCAACAGCUCCGUAGGAAGAUGGGUAGGAUUCCAAAUUCUCGCUGGGGUAGGCUCAGGAGCUGGGUUACAGCUUGGCAUAAUAUCAAUCCAAGGUGUCACAACGGGCGAGGAACUGUCCUCGGCCAUGGCAUUCAUGGUGUUCACCCAAUCACUAUUCCCGGCAAUCAUUUUGUCCCUUUGCAACUUAGUCUUGGUCUUGGGGCUCAAGUCCCAGUUACCUCUGUAUGCCCCUAACGCCAAUGCAGCACUUGUCGUCAAAGCUGGAGCGACAAGUUUCCGUGAGGUCGUGAAUGCGGCUGACCUCGGCGGUGUCGUCACGGCCUACGCUAACAGCGUUGAUCGCGUCUUUUAUUUGGUUGUAGGUAUGGUCACCGUUAGCGGUCUCUUCAUAUGGGGCAUAGGGUGGCAGGACAUCCGGAAGAAGGCUGGGGAUAUUGCAUCUACCCAUAAGAGUAUCCAUAUCGAAAACCAAGAAGCGUCAAGUGGGUAG